UGAUUGGCUAACCGAAACGAUUGCAUCAGGUUUCUAAAUUUAGAUAGCUCCUCCGACAUUUUACCAGUUUGUGUAGAAGAAGACGAAGAAAUGGAGUAAUUAGACUAUCUACCGUAGGUCAGACGUUUUCAAGCAGUGCUUGUUAAGCACAGGUUGUGCCCUCCAUUACAGUCCGUAUAGUAUCCACCUCUGCUCGUAGAACAGCAAACCCACACUCGCAACAAUGGCUCCAAAACGUACAAUGCUUAACUCAUCAGACAUGGAGGGCACGGAUGAGGAGGAAUAUGAGGCCAAGCGGUCGAGGAAGAGCGAAAAAAGGGCACCGGAAGAGUACCGCAAGCGACGUGACCGCAACAACGUCGCUGUGAGGAAGAGCCGUGACAAGAGCAGGUUCAAGGCCAAAGAGACGAUGGAGAAAGUGUCCCGUCUGAGAAACGAAAACGAGCAGCUGGAACAGAAAGUAAAGAUUCUCACUAAGGAGCUGAGCGUUCUUAAAGAUCUUUUCCUGGCACAUGCGGGUACAGUCGCCGAAGGAAACUGCAACGUAGCUAGCAACCACGCUGUUCAAAACGAUCACAAGUAUUCAAUGGACGUGAAGCAAGAAUAAGAUGGACACACCUAUUCCAUGAAUAUGGGAGCUCCCACAGUACUAGAUCACUAUCGUGGGAGAGUCCAUUGUGAAGAAUUCAGGGUGUAGUUUUGGUUGAAUGUGUAAAUAUGACUGAAUGACUCGGGCGGAGAACUGUUUUCUGAUAUUCUUCUACUAGUAUUUGUACACUGUGUC
Haliotis rubra (blacklip abalone) is the source of this 784-nucleotide messenger RNA. Its product is annotated as CCAAT/enhancer-binding protein gamma-like. Gene Ontology annotation, molecular function: RNA polymerase II cis-regulatory region sequence-specific DNA binding; DNA-binding transcription factor activity, RNA polymerase II-specific. The record is from RefSeq and is a predicted model, not a curated record. NCBI's taxonomy places the organism in Eukaryota, Metazoa, Mollusca, Gastropoda, Lepetellida, Haliotidae. Gene Ontology annotation, biological process: DNA-templated transcription; regulation of transcription by RNA polymerase II. The coding region runs from base 224 to 607 and encodes 127 amino acids. The transcript has 2 exons.